UGCUGUCUCUCCUGCAAGGGCUGCAUCGCUGUCCCUUCACUCCUGGGAUGAUCUGGAUUUGCGAGAGCUUCUCAUUAAGACGGACAGAACUUGGCAGAAGAGCAAAGGGUUCCUUCCGAUCUCUCAGAGGCUUCCUGAGAGCACAGAUGGAUGAGCGAGACUCAUCUGGCCCAGGAGCUGGAAGAGGCCAUGCCAUACAAUCUGGGAGCAGAGAGGGAUUCUGGGAAAACUCUGUGCAGAAGAUCCUCGGUGAGGAGGACGCCCUCCGCUCGGAGGUGCAGAGCCAGAAGUUGAGGCAGUUCUGCUGCCAGGAGGCCAAAGGACCCCGAGAGGUUUGCAGCCGACUCUACCACUUUUGCCACCAGUGGCUGAAGCCAGAAAGGCACACGAAAGCUGAGAUGCUGGACCUGGUGAUCUUGGAGCAGUUCCUGGCUGUCCUUCCCCCGGAGAUGGAGAGCUGGGUGAGGGAAUGCGGAGCAGAGACCAGUUCCCAGGCGGUGGCCCUGGCCGAAGGUUUCCUCCUGAGUCAGGCAGAGGAGAGAAAGCAGGGAAAGGAUCUCUUUGCAGAAAUGGGCCAGAUUUCUUCUGAGGCAGAGAGACCUCCGUUGAACACCAGACAGAGGCAGCUGGGUGACACAGUGAUACUGGCUAGACCUCUUCAUCCAUCUUUACAUGGCGACAGAGGAGAAGCAGCGGCUGUGGAACCAGAUCAGGGUCCAGUGUGCUUUGAAGAUGUUGCUGUUCAUUUCACAGACGAGGAGUGGGCGUUGCUGGAUUCUGACCAGAGAGCUCUGCAUAAGGACGUCAUGGAGGAGAAUCGUGGGGUCGUGGCCUCUCUUGAUAAUGAUGGACUGGAAAUUAAGAUCAAGGGUGACCAUGACAAAAUCCCCACAAUGGAGAAGCCAUAUCAAUAUCUUGAAUGUGGAAAAGUUUCUCAUUCUACUCCCCAUCCAAGAAAUCCCACUGGGAAGAAACCCUAUAAGUGCUUGGAAUGUGGAAAGAGCUUCAGUCAAAGCACCCAUCUCAUUUCCCAUCAAAGAAUUCAUACAGGGGAGAAACCAUAUCACUGCAUGGAAUGUGGAAAGAGCUUCAGUCGGAGCUUCUCUCUCACUUCCCAUCAAAGAAUUCAUACAGGGGAGAAACCAUAUCAGUGCGUAGAAUGUGGAAAGAGCUUCAGUCAGAGCUUCUCUCUCACUUCCCAUCAAAGAAUUCAUAGAGGGGAGAAACCCUAUCACUGCAUGGAAUGUGGAAAGAGCUUCAGGAAGAGCUCCAGUCUCACUUCCCAUCAGAGAAUUCAUACAGGGGAGAAACCCUACAAGUGUGUGGAAUGUGGAAAGAGCUUCAGGCAGAAGUCCAAUCUCACUUCCCAUCAAAUGAUUCAUACAGGGGAGAAACCCUAUCAGUGCAGAGAAUGUGGGAAGAGCUUCAGUCAAAACGCCCAUCUCACUUCCCAUCGAAUGAUUCAUACAGGGGAGAAACCCUAUCAGUGUGUGGAAUGUGGAAAGAGCUUCAGUACGAGCUCCGAUCUCACUUCCCAUCACAGAAUUCAUACAGGGGAGAAACCCUAUCAGUGCAGAGAAUGUGGGAAGAGCUUCAGUCAAAAUGCCCAUCUCACUUCCCAUCAAAUGAUUCAUACGGGGGAGAAACCCUAUGAGUGUGUGGAAUGUGGAAAGAGCUUCAGUACGAGCUCCUCUCUUAGUUCCCAUCACAGAAUUCAUACAGGGGAGAAACCCUAUCAGUGUGUGGAAUGCGGAAAGAGCUUCAGGAAGAGCUGCCAUCUCACUUCACAUCAAAGAGUUCAUUUAGGGGAGAAACCCUAUCAGUGUGUGGAAUGUGGAAAGAGCUUCACUACGAGCUCCAGUGUCAUUAAGCAUCAGAUAAUUCAUACAGGGGAGAAACCGUAUCAGUGUGUGGAAUGUGGAAAGAGUUUCUGUCGGAGCACCGAUCUCACUUCACAUCAAAGAGUUCAUUCAGGGGAGAAACCCUAUCAGUGCGCGGAAUGUGGAAAGAACUUCAGUCACAACUCCUCUCUCACUUUCCAUCAAAGAAUUCAUACAGGGGAGAAACCCUAUCAGUGUGUAGAAUGUGGAAAGAGCUUCAGUCAGAGCUCCAAACUCAUUUCCCAUCAAAGAAUUCAUACAGGGGAGAAACCCUAUCAGUGCGUGGAAUGUGGAAAGAGCUUCAGUCAGAGCUCCCAUCUCGCUUCCCAUCAAAGAAUUCACAUUGGGAAGAAAGCAUAUCAGUGUUUGGAAUGUGGAAAGAGCUUCAGGAAGAGUUCCGAUCUCAUUUCCCAUCAAAGAAUUCAUACAGGGGAGAAACCCUAUCAGUGUAUGGAGUGUGGAAAAAGAUUCAGUCGAAGGAUCAAUCUCACUUCACAUCAAAGAAUUCAUACAGGGGAGAAACCAUAUCAGUGUGUGGAAUGUGGAAAAAGCUUCAGUCAGAGCUCCAGUCUCACUUCCCAUCAAAGAAUUCAUACAGGGGAGAAACCCUAUCAGUGCUUUGAAUGUGGAAAGAGCUUUAGUCAGAGUGGCCAACUCACUUCCCAUCAAAGAAUUCAUACAGGGGAGAAACCAUAUCAGUGCAUGGAAUGUGGAAAGAGCUUCAGGAAGAGCUCCCAUCUCACUUCCCAUCAGAGAAUUCAUACUGGGGAGAAUCCAUAUAAUUGUUUGGAAUUAGGAAAGAGCUUCAGUACGAGCUCCUAUGUCACUUCCCAUCAAAGAAUUCAUACAGGGGAUAAACCCUACCAGUGUGUGGAAUGUGGAAAGAGCUUCAGUCGCAGCUCCGAUCUCACUAAGCAUCAGAGAAUUCAUACAGGGGAGAAACCCUAUAAGUGUGUGGAAUGUGGAAAGAGCUUCGCUGAUAGCUCCGAUCUCACUAAGCAUCAGAGAAUUCAUACAGGGGAGAAACCCUAUAAGUGUGUGGAAUGUAGAAAGAGCUUUGCUGAUAGCUCCGAUCUCACUAAGCAUCAGAGAAUUCAUACAGGGGAUAAACCCUAUCAGUGUGUGGAAUGUGGAAAGAGCUUCAGUCACAGCUCCUCUCUCACUUUCCAUCAAAGAAUUCAUACAGGGGAGAAACCCUAUCAGUGUGUGGAAUGUGGAAAGAGCUUCAGACAGCGCUCUGAUCUCACUUCCCAUCAGAGAAUUCAUACAGGGGAGAAACCCUAUCAGUGUGUGGAAUGUGGAAAGAGCUUCAGACAGCGCUCCAAUCUCACUUCCCAUCAGAGAAUUCAUACAGGGGAGAAAGCCUAUCAGUGUUUGGAAUGUGGAAAGAGCUUCAGGAAGAGCUGUGAUCUCACUUCCCAUCAGAGAAUUCAUACUGGGGAGAAUCCAUAUAAUUGUUUGGAAUUAGGAAAGAGCUUCAGUACGAGCUCCUAUGUCACUUCCCAUCAAAUAAUUCAUACAGGGGAUAAACCCCACCAGUGUGUGGAAUGUGGAAAGAGCUUCAGUCGCAGCUCCGAUCUCACUAAGCAUCAGAGAAUUCAUACAGGGGAGAAACCCUAUAAGUGUGUGGAAUGUGGAAAGAGCUUCGCUGAUAGCUCCGAUCUCACUAAGCAUCAGAGAAUUCAUACAGGGGAGAAACCCUAUAAGUGUGUGGAAUGUGGAAAGAGCUUCGCUGAUAGCUCCGAUCUCACUAAGCAUCAGAGAAUUCAUACUGGGGAGAAACCCUACCAGUGUGUGGAAUGUGGAAAGAGCUUCAGUCGCAGCUCCGAUCUCACUUCCCAUCAAAGAAUUCAUACAGGGGAGAAACCCUAUCAGUGUGUAGAAUGUGGAAAGAGUUUCAGUACGAGCUCCUAUCUCACUAAGCAUCAAAUAAUUCAUACAGGGGAGAAACCCUAUCAGUGCUUUGAAUGUGGAAAGAGCUUCAGUCAAAAGGCCAAUCUCCGUUCCCAUCAAAGAAUUCAUAAGAAGGGUGGGAAAACCUUCAUUAUACAGCUUUCAGCGCUAGGGGAAAAGGCACCACUUUAAAAAGGCCUUUGACUGACUGACAUCUAAUGCUCUUUUAAAAUCUGGUGGGGAGGUGGGGGUUACAUGUUUUGGGCUGUGUGUUUUAUCUUUUCAUAUUGUGAUUCUAAUGUUGUAACCAUCUUGAGAGGUGUGGGUGUAGGGAAUAGUAGCCAACUCUUAGAGGGUGAGGGGUCUUUGCGCCCCCCAUAAAAUAUUUGAGGGGGCACCUCCCCCCAAAUCCUAGGAAUUGGCAUUCAAAUGACAUGCAUGCACCGCAUCAUGUGACUGUUUAACCAAGGCAGGGCUUCCUAAACCCCUUCUAUAUUUUAUUCAAGUUGGCACCCCUGCUGUAGGGCGCUAUAGAAAUCAAAUAAAUGCAUAAAUAAAAUAAAACUAUCUUGAUCGCCUUCAUUUGCACACGUUCCAGCUUGUUAAUAUCCUUCUUAUUAUUAUCAUUUAAAAAAAUUAUGUGCCUUCAUCUGAAGAUUUCACGGUGGUUCACAACAUAAACAUACAGGUUGAAAGCAUGGCUUUCUCAAAAGAAAGUCAAGUGAGAGAAAUCUCUCCUUUUAUUCUUUUCUUUUUUGGAUGGAGUUACAAACUGUUGAUCAGGGGACUGCUGUGGAAAUAGUGCAUCUUGAUUUUGUAGGAGGUGUCGAUCAGAAUUUGUUUUGAGCCACCAAUCUGAGUGCAAAUGAUCCCCAAGCUGGUAUAGCCUUUAAGGUAAAAAGUUCAUGCAAAGGUUAUGCAAUGCCAGCCUAGAAACAUGAGGAAUGAACUGUGAGUGAACUAAGCCCACCUAACCAGUUGAACAGGCGAGAAUCUUGCCAAAGGAUCUAAAAAGAAAGAUACUACCUGUGAGGGACAGGGGAUAUCGCGAAGUCCCUCCCCUCCUGAGUUCAAGCCCAUCCCCGAGCACAGGGGAAAGCAGAGAGAGUUCCGAUUCCAAUGGGGAAGCAGGAAGUCGUGUCCGAGGCUCAGGCAAGGUAGAGGAGCCAGGGUCCCAGGUGGGACAGGAAGGGGCGAAUAAGGGGGGGAGACCCAUCCCCCCAACUCCGGAAUUACGCAGAAAGAGGAGGGGAAAGAGGAUGGGUCUGCCAAAGCUUUUGUGUUGGAGAAAGACGCGCCAAAAGCCAUUCGGAGGUUCUGGAACCGACUGACCACAUCACUCCGUGUAAAUAGCAAUGACUUCAGCACUGUAAAUACGCAGCACCAAUAAAAGAAUAAAAUGCAGAGCUGCGUAGCGUCGUUACUCUGAAGUAGCCCACUCCGGCCACUGUGACAGCAACCUCCGAAUCCUUUUUUGGGCUACUUUGGAGUUGCCGGGAUGAGCGUGUCAGAGGCGGAGAGAUGGCGGCAGAUCGCGGAGCAAGCCCAGCAAGAACUGCAGCAGCUGUCGCUGCAGGCGCAGGGGGAAUUGAAGGCAGCUAAAGAAGAGACUAAGAAGGUCCAGGACGACCGGCUACAACUUGCGGAACAGGUGAGAGCGCUACAGGAAAGAGAGCAGGAAUUAAGGGCGGUGGCGGUAGACCUCCAAAACAAGCUGGAUGCAGAGAAAAACAAGGCGGGAGGGGCACCCCAAGUCCAAGUGCUGCCAGGAAGGAGAGCCGGGACCCUAGUAAGCAAGUUCAAUGGAGACCCGAGGGAAUAUCAGGGCUUUGAGACUGAGAUUGUGUAUGCUCUUGAGCUGCACCACGAUGAGUUCCCUGAUGAUGAGCACAGGGUAGCGUUUAUUGUGGAGCACCUUACCGGGGCAGCCAGGGAGUGGCUAAGACCGUUAAUCGCAACAAAGAAUCCUUGCAUGAAGAAUGUAAAACUAUUUCUAGAAGGUUUGAAAACGAUGUAU
Molecule: messenger RNA, 5790 nt
Organism: Zootoca vivipara (common lizard)
Lineage: Eukaryota; Metazoa; Chordata; Lepidosauria; Squamata; Lacertidae
Source: RefSeq, a predicted model, not a curated record